AUGUUCUCUUGCUGUCUUCAGACUACUCGAGGCCCAGGCCUUAAGAAAGAUAACAGGGAAGGCCAUGAUGGUGUCUGGAGGCAGAGGAUUCACUCUUGCCUUCAAUGCCUGUGGACAUUUUCAAAAAAAAGAACAAAUUUGACCAAGGCCAGCCAAGGACAGGGCAACACAGACCAAAUAUACACUCUUUUCUCUGACCAGAGGGAGCCUAGGAGACAGUCCUGCACCCAGGCAGAGACUGUGGUUGAGCAGAUGAACACCCUGGUGCCUUCUCUGAAGGAAAGGGACCCCUUGUUUGUCCUUCCUUUUCUGUCUACGUACAGAAGUUUUGCCACCCUCCUACAGGUAUUGGACCUGCUGUUUGUGAGGUACUCUUACUUCAACCCUUAUUCUAAAGAGGACGAACAAGUAAAGAACACCCUCUGUAGCUUCCUGGAAACAUGGAUGGACACGAAUCCUGAGGACUUUUGUGACCCAGCAGACCUGUUGCCUCUGAAAUACCUGAAGGCCUACUUGAGUGUGUGCAUGCCACACUCUGAUCUUAGUGUCCAGGUCAAAAGGCUCCUGACCCAGUUGCAGGAAGAACAUGCCAAGAAUUCACAAACCAAGGAUGAGGAAGCCUCAGAUCUGGGGAGACACACUGCCUCAGAUCAACACAUUGAGUGGGUGUAA
This is a messenger RNA of Rattus rattus (black rat), 672 nucleotides long. RefSeq names its product ral guanine nucleotide dissociation stimulator-like. The coding region runs from base 1 to 672 and encodes 223 amino acids. Lineage: Eukaryota; Metazoa; Chordata; Mammalia; Rodentia; Muridae. The transcript is spliced from 3 exons. The record is from RefSeq and is a predicted model, not a curated record.